Messenger RNA from Sycon ciliatum, 1922 nucleotides. RefSeq lists its product as uncharacterized. The coding region runs from base 622 to 1536 and encodes 304 amino acids. The transcript has 6 exons. The record is from RefSeq and is a predicted model, not a curated record. NCBI's taxonomy places the organism in Eukaryota, Metazoa, Porifera, Calcarea, Leucosolenida, Sycettidae.
CACUAGAGUUUCGUGAGAGUGAUCUUGUAUCUCCGCCGGCGCUCUCCUCGAAUGCACCGGCUGCAGAGUAUUGCUGGAGGGUAUUCACGGACAUGGUGCGGACUUGCCCUAGCUAUUGCUUGCAGCAUGACUGUAACAGUUGUCCGGGGGUUUUCUCAGUGCAGCGGAGCGUUUGUCUGAGCCACCAUAAUCGAAACGUAGCGCGUAGGGCAUGUUCGACUAGAGACUUACGCCAGACAACCGGUCGACUAUGAAAACAGAGCACGCACUGACAGUUGUCAGAAGAGCUCCGCGGUCGUGGGGAACAACUAAUUACUUACUUACUUUCCUCGAUCUGUUUCUGCGACGCAAGUUUACAAUUAUGUCAAUAGCAAUCGAUUGCGAUACACCACGUAUUACAGGCAUGAUCAAGUGAUUAGGCGGCCCAGGCUUGACACCGAGUAGACUCAGAUCAGAGUUCGUACUACCUGCUUGCUCUGCCGCAACAUAAGCAUUGGGGAAAGAUCCGAACUGCGGAAACAAAGCAGUUCAGCAGAGAAGCUGGCGGAACAACAGUAAUCAUCAUUGGUAGCCGAGGCCAGUGCCGAAGGUCCGACAGUCGACAGGGUCGCUGCGGAGGCGAUGGCAGUGCAUUCUGGUCCAGUGAGGAGCCAAGAUGCCCGCCCGCACAGCCAGUGCUACCAUCGGAUGUUGUCGGGCAGCAGCAGCGGCACCACUGAAUCAGUGGCCUUGACCACGUCUGGAGUGGCCGCUUUGAGUUUGAACACGGGCAGUGCCAGGAGGAGGCACCCCAGAUCUUCACACAGCAGUGCGAACUCUCUCCUACCAGCAACAUCGGGCAGAAGCCCGUGUAAAACAGUUUCAACUGCCGGCCAUGGUUGUUCAUCACCUGCUGCAGUAUCGUCCUGUUCAGGCCGGUCGCUAGCAGUUGCCGAAGGCUGCGGCGUAGCAAUGCAGGGAGAAGGCUGUGUGCUUGUCCACUGCAGCAGUCUCAGUGAAGGUCUGGCAAUUGCACGUGGCGGAGAGGCAAUGCUGGAGCAGGCGAAGGAAUCACUUGGCCACUCCGGCGAUAAACAAGCAGAAUAUGAAAGCAUGGCCGUAGGAUGUGAGGUGGCUGUGCAGGGCCGAGAUAUCCUCCACUGUGAUAGCGUCGAGCCAGGUGAUGACCACAGUCGUGGCAGUGAACACAGUGAAAGUGGAAAGAAGCCAACCGAUGGACAUGUCAACCAUGACACAAAGGAGUCAAUGCUAGGUGGCCGACUCAAUCACUACCGGGACCUUGUCAAGGGAAAGAACGGAGACUUCUACUUUGCUGUUGGGUGCAAGGAAGCCUACUGUGGACCUUGGCUGAAAGUCAUCAAAGUGAAAGAGCCAAUUGUGUCCAGCCAGAAACGCCCUCGCCAGCGGCCUUCCACUCAGGCACGCUCCUGCAGCGUCAGUUUCGAUCACACGACCAAGUCUAACGGAGUCGUCCGUGACAAGGCCGUGGCCUAUGGAGGAACCAGGAUUACCCGGGCACGUUUCCACUGGGAGUAGCCUGCUAGCCAGCUCUGCUCACGCUCCCUACAGAUCAUGGAUGGAAAAUAUUUUUUUCUCGAAUUCACCUCAAGUCUCACAUAAAUAAAUAAAAUCUCACAGUUCGCGUGAGAGUCGGUGAGACCGACUUUCCCGCAGCCGCCUUCAAGGUCCAAAUCACAUCCUUCAAGCCCAAUUGUAUUCUUAUUUUAUUCUCCACUUUCGCCCAUUCCCACUACAUAAACUCCCAGCUAAGAAAGGGAAGUACAAUUCUGUAGCGGUACUAGCAAUUCUUUCCAAAUGAUUAAUCUGAUCAAUUUCUGAAAGAGAAAACAAGUCUAAACUAUGCCAUGUACAUUUACAAGAUUGGGCAGCAUUGUCUCACGAGAAGUUGCCAAAGCAGAUCA